AUGACGCAUGACUUGUCGUCUCGUAUUGAGUACUCGGAGAAGUAUGUGGAUGAUACUCAUGAGUACAGACACGUGAUCCUGCCAAAAGAGAUGCAGCGUCAAUUGCCCGAUCGAUUGCUGACAGAGACCGAAUGGCGACAAUUGGGCGUCCAACAGAGCCGUGGUUGGGUGCACUAUGCCAUUCACAAACCAGAGCCACACAUUUUAUUAUUCCGACGUCCACUGGGUACGGACCCUUCUACUGGUCGCGUGGACUUGGAAAUGCAAAAACAAGCAAAGGAAAAAUAUGCGCAGGAGUUUAAUUGA
Molecule: messenger RNA, 306 nt
Organism: Peronospora farinosa
Lineage: Eukaryota; Oomycota; Peronosporomycetes; Peronosporales; Peronosporaceae
Source: the annotation of a GenBank genome assembly